AUGAAUAGCAUAAACAUCACCUUUCCCAUUGGAUUAAUGGUCUGUCAAAAUAAAACUAAUAAUUAUCUAAUUGAUGCUCUAUAUAAAAAGAAAUCAAUAGGAAAGAAAAAUGUUUCUAAUAUUGAAUUUGGCAUGGAACUGUUGAGUCACAAAGAAGAGAAUGACUAUAUUAUUGCUAUUAUAAAGAAUUUAAAUAAUAAUGUUGAAGAAGAAAUUCGUUGUCAAUAUUUGGUAGAAUGCGAUAGUGUAUAUUCUGGUGUCAGAAAAGAAAUAAGUCAAACUUUGAAAUCUUCAUGGGCCUUAGCUGACGUAGAAAUUAAACAUAAAUUAGUUAGAUACAACCAAGCAACCGCUUUCUCUCUUGGACCACUUGUGAUUAUACCAUUGGAUGCUAGGAAAAAUACUUAUCAUAUAGUUAUCAAAAUUGCUAACGAAGAGGAUAAACAUGAUACUAACAAUGGUGUUACACAUGGACUCACAAAUAAAAAGCCCAUUACAAUUGAUAAACUGCAGAAAAUAUUUGAUGAAAGAAUUGCUCCAAUUAAAAUGGAACUAAAGAAUCUU
Messenger RNA from Dentiscutata erythropus, 564 nucleotides. The record is from the annotation of a GenBank genome assembly. NCBI's taxonomy places the organism in Eukaryota, Fungi, Glomeromycota, Glomeromycetes, Diversisporales, Gigasporaceae.